This is a messenger RNA of Equus quagga, 8643 nucleotides long. RefSeq names its product La ribonucleoprotein 4B (gene LARP4B). NCBI's taxonomy places the organism in Eukaryota, Metazoa, Chordata, Mammalia, Perissodactyla, Equidae. The transcript is spliced from 16 exons. The record is from RefSeq and is a predicted model, not a curated record. The coding region runs from base 69 to 5255 and encodes 1728 amino acids. Gene Ontology annotation, biological process: positive regulation of translation. Gene Ontology annotation, cellular component: cytoplasmic stress granule; cytosol. Gene Ontology annotation, molecular function: mRNA 3'-UTR binding.
GUUAGUGAGAUGCACUUGUGGAGGCUCAGAAAACGGCAGGCGUUAUGUGAGUUUUUCAAGUUUCGAACAUGGGUUGUUGCUUCAGCAAAGAAUUAAGUAGUGAAAAUGACAAUGAAAAAACUGGCCUUUUACAAAAAUCUGUGGAGGAGAAGGAACCGGAGAACAAGAUAAGUAAAACUUUAUCUUCAUUAUUUGAUACCCUUGAAGGUGAGGAGCUUCACAAUGUUGGACAUGGAGCCAGCGGGGCAGCUGCUGGAGCCAAUACACGGACAAGGGCUUGUGCAAGGCCUGGGCACAAACAAGGUCACAGACCAAGACAGUUGUUUAACUCUUUUUCCUUUUCAAUGUAUAAGUUCUUAACUAGGUAUGAAAAUUUAGAUGAGACUGACAAGAACCCAGAUACAGUUGUUAUUGAGCAGGAUUGUAAAAAUGCCUGCGGUACUCGGUGUGUGGGCACUGACAGUAAAUGGGGUUUCUCUGAGAGUGUUUGCUCUGAAGAUGGCGAGUCUCUUUCCUGUGUCCUGGUGCCUUCCUACCAGGGCAUGCGGGAAGUAGCCCUUGUAAAUUACCAUUUGUGCCGUUGCCCAGCCACCUGUGAAAACUCUGUGAUGGAGAAAGAAGUAGCCAUAAAUGUUCGCAUCAGCAGUGAUGAUGAGAAUAACUCUUUAGGUAUGUCUGGUAGGGAGACAAAGGAUGAAAACCGUAUUUGUGUUGAUCACAAACGAUGUAGGAAUUCAAGAGAGAGCGAGUUUUACAGUAUUUGUGUUGUAGAUGCUGACUGCCUGGAUGUUGAAGACGAAUUGUGUACUCGGGUAUGUGGAGCAGCUGCAGCAGAAGAGAGUCAUUCAGCUGUCACCUCUGAGGGGACUCGCAGAGGGGCCUGGCCAGCAGAUAACACUGCACAAAGGCCAGGGGAGUUAGAGGCACUGCAGAAAGAGCUGUCCCCAGAGGGCAUGCCGGGUGCAAAUGAAAUGAAGGAAGUCUUUAAUGAGAAAACUAAACUUAGUUCUGAGCUUGUGACUGACAGUGACCCACCCUGUAAAGUAAAUGCUGAUGACACGCAGGCUGAGUCUUUCAGGGCCAGCACUUACACCAGGUUCCCUGAAGAUUACACAGAAAGUAAUGCAUUACCUAACGUCGGCAUACUCCCUGAGUUACAUAUUAACAUAGACGUGCUGGAGUCUAGUGUGUGUGCAGUCCCUAAAGAAAGAGAGAGCUGUAGUUCAGAACUAGUAAGUCCGAUGGGUGAUUCGAAUGUUAAUUUAGUUAAUGACACUUCAAAUGUGGAAAAAAAUGGUGAGUCUGGGACUGUAACAGCUAGUGUAGAUCAGAAUUUAAACUCUGAAAAGGAAGGAGAAAAUAACUCUGUAAAACCACUAAAAGAUAAUCAUUGUUCCACCUUAGAUAUUAACAGAUCAGCCAGUAGUCUCCUUUCCAUAAAUCUGGAUAGAAUUAAUUUAAGUUCAAGAAGAUGUAUCACUUCAUUGAGCUUUGGAAAUGAGCAUAUUCCCAUUCAUGCUAAUUUCCAAGAAACAGCCCCUAACAGAAUUGCUGGUUCCGGACCUGAACACCUCCUGGGGCCAGUGAUUGAGGAGCAGCACUGGGGGGACUAUAGCCUGGAAACUGGGAGCAUCCAGCUUUCAAACAAAGGAGAGUCGUUUUUGGAAUCUGAAAAUAGAUCAUCUUAUCAAGAUGAGGAUAAAAUUAGCAUUUUUGAAGAUGAAGGUUGUGGUAAGAGGGCUUUUGAAUGGAGACCUUCGUGUCAGGUAGAUCUCUUUGUAGGUGCUGGGGCCGGCAAGGUCCAGGCACAGAUCUGUGAUUUAACUCAUGCAAUGCGGGAAACAGAAGAGGAGAGAAUGUUCCAAAGAAUAGACACCAUGGGACUCAGAAGUUCACAGGAAGCGCCCUCAGAUGACGAGUCACUUGAUGGCGCCAGAUGUCGUAAGAAUAACUUUAUUUCCUCUGCAUUUAUUUUCACUUGCACUGAAGAAGAAAGUGAAACAGGCCUGAAUUAUAAAGCAGAAGGUAAAAUGUGUGUGCAUAGUUCAGGGAGUGACCUUGACAGAUUAGAAAGUGCUGAAAAAGAAUCACAAAAAGCUAAUCCCAGAGAGAGAAGUAAAAAUGAUAUAGAAAAUGUCAAAUCAGACUCUAAAACAACCUUUGACUGGGAAACAGAUACCCUAAAAUGCAAGGCAGCACCCAUUCAGGAUGUACUGGCUUGUGCUGGUUCUAGGAUAACAGAAAUCCCUGAUUUUGAAACAAAUCAAAUAGAAAAAAAUAAUGAAAGCCAUAGAGUGAGUGACUACAGAUGUGAAGAUCUUAAUCUUGUACCACCUUUAAACCAAAGUUCGAAUUCAGCUGUACAGAGGUCGGAAGUAGAGAUUGACUCUGUUAACAGUGAUAGAAAUCUGGGACUGAAGCAGGUUUUCUCCGAAUCAGCCAGAGAAGUUUCUGGUGGCUUUGGUAGUGCGUCGGGGGUGAGCGAACCAAAACUAACAGAUAAGGAAGAAGAAAAGAGACUUUAUUUGGAGAAAGACAGCAGUGAUCCCAGCAUCGUCGACUGUGUAGGUCCAUGUGGGGCAAGCAGACAUGCACAGCACUGCACACAAGGAAAUGUUGAGCCCACCAUUAAAGGACCCACGUUAAACAGUGGAGUGGAUUUUCUGGGACGCCCAGAGGUGAUUUUUGGAAAAAUGGAGUUGUGUGACACUCUUGAGGGGCAUUCUUGUUUGGCUGGUGUCGAUUCUGCCCUAGUGGACAGAUACACAGCUGCUCCUCGUGAUAUACUGCAGGUAGUUCCUGUCAUCCCAGGUGACAGCAGAGAGGACCAUGUUUUAUCAUUCACAGAAGAUGCUGUACAUAUAGCUGAAAACCCCUCAAAAGGGGAUUUGCAGAGCUUCCCAGAGAAAUUGUACUCCCAGUGUUUGAAUGAACUUUCCUGUUACCCGAUGGGAGGCUUGUCAAGCCAGAUAUUUUCCGAAAGACUGGCAAAUGGUUGUGGAUAUCAAGGGGGCUGUCUGUGGACUGGUACUGUUGCAAAAGGCGGGUUAGAAGAUGAACAGAUGUUCAGUGACGACCUGCGCAGUGAGCGGCAGGACUUAGAGAUCACCUUGUUUUGGAUGGAAAAGCCCCCUCAUCAGCCUCCAGUGGCACAAGAUGGUGUUAUUUGGGGAUGGCAAAACAGAGGUGGACAGUUAGUACCAACAGCCAAGGUAUCAGAGCUCAACCCUAAUGCAAAAGUGUGGGGGACUCACAUGCUACAUGUGGAAGCAAGUAGUGCAGCAGACAGCGGUGUGAGUGCAGCUUGGGAGGAGACGCACGGCCGUCGCACAGACAGCGGCCAGGAGGGAUUGGAUGCCAAUGGUGAUGGUGACAAAAGUCAUGACAAUGCAGCACUAUCAGAUUUACAGGAGUCAAACCAAACAGCUAUGAACACUUUGGCUCUGGAUCACUCAGAAUAUGAGUCUCCACCUGAAAAUAGCGAAACAGGAGGAAAUGAGUCUCAACCAGAAAGCCAGGAAGACCCUCGAGAAGUACUUAAGAAAACAUUGGAAUUCUGCUUAUCUAGGGAGAACCUUGCUAGUGACAUGUACCUUAUAUCGCAGAUGGACAGUGAUCAGUACGUGCCAAUCACCACGGUAGCUAACCUGGACCACAUCAAGAAGCUCAGCACCGACAUGGACUUGAUUGUCGAAGUGCUGAGAUCUUUACCUUUAGUCCAAGUGGAUGAGAAGGGAGAAAAAGUAAGGCCGAAUCAAAAUCGUUGUAUAGUAAUACUGCGGGAGAUCCCCGAGUCCACCCCUGUAGAAGAAGUAGAAGCACUAUUUAAAGGAGCUAAUUUACCGAAAUUUAUAAACUGUGAAUUUGCCUAUAAUGAUAAUUGGUUUAUUACAUUUGAAACAGAAGCUGAUGCACAGCAGGCUUACAAAUAUUUGCGAGAAGAAGUGAAAACUUUUCAAGGAAAACCAAUUAAGGCACGGAUAAAAGCAAAGGCAAUAGCUAUAAACACAUUUUUGCCAAAGAACGGAUUCAGACCUCUGGACAUGAGCCUUUACACGCAGCAGCGAUACACGGCCUCCUUUUACUUACCUCCGGUCUACGGCCCCCAGCAGCAGUUCCCUCUCUACAGCCUGAUCGCCCCUCAGACGUGGUCGGCAGCGCACAGCUAUCUCGACCCACCCCUGGUAACUCCAUUUCCAAGUACUGGAUUUAUAAAUGGGUUUACGUCUCCAACCUUCAAACCCGCAGCAUCUCCUCUGACUUCACUCAGACAGUAUCCUCCGAGAAGCAGGCAAGUUCUGAAUCCUAGUAAGUCUCAUCUACGCCAUGCCAUUCCCAGUGCAGAGAGGGGACCCGGGCUGUUAGAAAGUCCUUCGAUAUUUAACUUCACUGCGGAUCGGCUACUCAACGGUGUCCGGAGCCCACAAACGAGGCCGACAGGCCAACCUAGAACACGGGUACAGAACCCUCCCACCUAUGCUAAGAGAGACAUUGGAACUGGGCGAGUGGAACAGAGCAGUCUGGAGUCCUCUCCUGGUUUGGGUAGAGGAAGGAAAAAUUCCUUUGGUUACCGGAAGAAAAGGGAGGAAAAGUUUACAAGGAGUCAAACUCAGUCUCCAACGCCACCAAAGCCUCCGUCUCCGAGCUUCGAAUUAGGGCUGUCCAACUUCCCCCCACUGCCUGGGGCAGCAGGCCACUUGAAGACAGAGGACUUGUCUAGCUUGCUGAUAGGAUCAUCAAAAGAAAGGAGCCUCAAUGCGGAUGCAAGCACGAACACUCCUCCCGCAGUGACCCCCCGAGAGCCCUCAGUGCCAGCCCCCUGCACUGUGUCGGCAGCCUGUGCGCGCUCCCCUUCCCCCACCCACCUACCCGAGGAUCCCAAGGUGGUCGAGAAGCAGAGGGAAACCCCAAGUAUGGACAGACUUCCUUCUACCCUGACUACAACUGCAAGUAAAUCGGUGCAGGUGAACGGCGCUGCCACGGAAUUUCGAAAACCCAGCUACGCGGAGAUUUGUCAGAGGACGAGUAGAGAGCCUCCGGUGUCCCCGUUGCAACCCCAAAAAGAACAAAAGCCAAACACUGUCGGUUGUGGGAAGGAAGAAAAGAAGCUCCCUGAGAGAGAGCCCCCUACCCCCAAGUCCAACCCGGGACCACCCAAAGACCAGAGGAGGCCGCCGGGCCGCCGGCCUUCGCCACCGGCCACAGGGAAGCGUCCACACAGAGAACAGAGCACCCCUCCCAAGUCCCCCCAGUGAACGCCGAGGGCUGGGAGGGCUGCGAGGAGUUGAGGUCGCCACAACUAAGCACUGUCCCACUCGGGACCGAGAAUGAGCCGCUGGUUAGGAGCUUGCAGUGGAGAGGAGGCCAUGAGAUGCCUGCAAGUUAUUUUUCUUCUAUGAGUCGGAUUUUCCCCCUCUUGAAAAAAAUCUAUUUUUCAGGAUUUAAUUAAUAUAAACCUUAUUUUAGGUUGGUGCUUAACUGGAGGUGAUGCAUAAGUCUGAUUUUUUUCAGGAUAGAAAAUGCAUUUAUCCUAACAAAUUGAUAUUUUUUAUUAAGCCUCCAUGUGGCUAUGAAUGCAAGCUAUAUAUAGUGAGUUUUUCUAAAUUAAGCGGAACUAUGCUACUUCGUUUUUUAAAAUAACUGGUUAGCAAGUGCAUAUCUCUAAGAUGUCCAUACCGACAGGUGAAGCUGAGGACAGUGGGAUUGAGGGCAUGAGGCGACGCUGUAAGUGGAGCCUGGAGAAGGCAUAGGGUCAGAUCGAGUCACACCCUGGCCUGGGAGUUAUACUUUCAUUCAGAAUCCUAACAAGUGAUUCUAGCAUUUUUUUUUAAAGAGUAUAGCCCGUUUUUGAUCCAUGGGGCAAAAUGAGCCUGCAGAGAGCGCCCAAGAGAGCCUUGAAACCUCAAGUUUGAUGUACUGCAAGCAGUAACCAGCUUCUCACUCCAGUCUCAAGUGGCUAUUAUGUAAGAUAAAUUCAAAGCACAGUGUGAAUAGAAUUAAAUGAAAACAUAAACUUUGCUGCCCACUGACAUGUUAUCGCAAAGUUGUACCCUGAUGUUGUCUUGCUCCCACGAGCUAGCAGGGAGGAUGUGGGAGCCACGGUGGCUCCUGCGUCUCCCCCAUGUUAGUCAGCUCCCGUGGGCACCUUCCCGUACCUCUGAAUCGGCACGCAGACCGAGACGUUGCAUAACUGUGAGAGAAUGGUAUUUGUGGUGCCCCUUUGGUGGUGGAGGAUGAAAACUCCCGCUCUCUUUACCUCCAAGAUGAGGGUCUCAUUGAGCCCUCCUGGGUGUGCUGGGCUCGGAAGAACACGCAUGCACUGAAGCUAGCAGUUUAUAAUAAAGUUAAAUACAAAUUAUUUUGUUUUAAAAUGCCUAAAUUUUUUCUUUGAUUAUUCUAAGCAGCAGACGUUAAAAUAAGACUAUUUCCUGCUAAAUGUAACCAUACAGUUUAUUCCACAAAAUGUUAUUUAAUAAGACUGAGGAUUUUUUUAAAAAAAUUAUUUCCAUCCAAUAUUUAAAGACUUGAAUUUUAUUUAAACUUGAAAAUGACUUUGCCUUAACUUUUGUAUAAGACAGCAUAGAGUUGAUGGAGACCGGCCCCUGGGUUGGCAUGAGUCGAGUACAGAGUUACUCAGUUACGUGGGAUCUGCUGGCGCUAGUUUUACUGAGUAAGCAUACGGUAGUGUGAGAACUAGCAGCAUUGUUUGUAAUAUACCUUGAAGAUCUUAAACAGUUGACCUUUUUCAGAUUGUUGAAAGCCCUGUAAAUGCGGAUAGUCGAUACUGUAUUAAAUAUGUGCACUUGGAGUGUGUGCUUUGCCUGUACAGUUGUAAAUAAUCAGAACAUAUUAAAAAGGUACCCUAAAGAGAAAAUCUGAUAAAAAUUAUUGAUAUAUUAUAAAUGUUGCUAUUGAGCUGGAUGUAGAUAAACUAAAUGUUGUGGUUUGAAUAUUAUUUUAAUUUGUUGAGGUUUUUUCCUUUUUCUCCUAUGCCGGUGUGUUGAACUGAUUCUGCCUCUUUGCUGCUGCAAAAGGGAAAUGGAAAGUCUUAUUAAAGCCUUCAGAUGUCUUCAUGCUCUUCUUAAAAGUAUGUAAAUAUGUACUAAUCAUAGCUGAUGUGAAAGGGUUUUGAAGUAUAAUAUUGAAAGCAGACACUUGCAGGGUCUGCAAGGGAAAGUAAAAAUAAUCUACUGCUUAAAUCUGGAAUAGCUGAGUAUGAUUUCCCCUGCCAGAGGGAAAGGCGCCCUGGUGCAUUUGACCAUCUCCUUCAUUCAGUACCUAGAAAUACACACAGUGCUAAUAGUUUGCAAAUGCUGGUAAAAGGAAAAUGGGACUUUACUUCUUUGUAGUUGUCAGACUGCUGACUAAAACAUCAGGAAUAACUGACCUCUUACACCCAAACUGAUGAGUACUGUAUACAGCGUUGGAAGGGCAUGCUCCAAGCCCUAGGAAUUCCUUAAUGUCGCAGUCUUUGCUGGAAGAGGGAGCGGAUGUUGUCAGCCAUCAUCAUCCCCCAAAUCACAAACCCUGUGGAGCUGAGACACUGGUUCUCAAUGAUGACAAAUCCUUUCCCUGGAGGCAGGUGUGUGCUAGAGCCAGCUGUAGCGAUCUGCUCUUUGUUGGCAGACAGCAUGACGGUGGGCCCCUGAGGUAGCAGCCAAUCGUGUGGCAGGCGGUGCCUGAGAGGCGCAGGGUGGAAUCUGCUGCGUCCCUGCUGGCUCAGUGUGCUGUGUUUACUGCUCCUGCAGCCAGUCUGUUGCAUCGAGAGUUGAAACCUCGCUCUGAUGUGAUUUUUAUAGCAUCCUUUUUAAUUAAGCAAAGGUAAUAUGCCAAAUACUUCUAUAAUGUCUACAACACGACCUUUCUGACAUUGCUCUGAGAUGUCCCUUCACAGAAAGGAAUGGGAGUUCACAGCGGGAAGCUGUGAUACGGCACACAGACAGCGGCUCCAUCACACGCAGCCAGUAGUGUGUGGCUUUCGUACAUUUUUUAAAAUUUAACUCUUUCCUUUCCCCCAGCAGUAUCUCAAGGUAUAGAAUCAGAUGCAGCAAUCACAAAUGACAUUUUAACUUGUAAAAUUGUGAGGUGAUGCUUGUCAUCUGGAAAUAUGAGAAUCUGGCUUUUUUCACUAGACAUGAAUUUCAAGUAGAAUAGUUCCUUUUUAAGAGUUAGUGUCAUGAUGUUUCUGAUCAGCCCUUCCUGUAAUCACAUCACUGGUUGUCAUUAGCAGGUGGCAAAAGAUGUUUUAUGUUGCUGCGUUAGUCAGGACCGCUGCAGUUUACAUUUAAAAACUGGCUCAGUUUCUGCAAGGGCGGCAGGUGAGGAAGGUGCGUGCCUGUCUUUGUACCAGCCGUCAGUGUGCUCUAGUUAGGGUCCAUGUACUUCAAGGCCUCUUACCCAGAAAGCAGCAGACAAUCGAAGACAGAAGGAGAGCCAACAGCUGCCAAUUCACACAACGCAAGUGUAAUGUGGAAGCUUUCUUGAAGGUUUUUGUUUUUGUUCUAAUUCUUUUCAUUAAGACUGGAAUCAAGCUUACAUGUAAACUAUUGGUAAUUUAAGUUUCCUUUUGUGUCAUUCAGUGUAAAACUGUCUAAUUUGAAAAAAAAUGUAGGUUAUGAAAAAUAAAGAUUUAGGCACUGUUCA